CAGCUUUGUAUCUGAGUCAGAAUAGGUCGCGAGCGGAGAGCAGUUCCGAUAUCCCGAGCUCAUGUUUUCCAGGAAGGCCUCGUGACAAGUGCCCAGGUUAACCCGAAAAGGAGAUCCCCAUCAUUGCAAAGAAUGCUCCAUUUCCGCUUGUUGUUAUUUGGACGAUGAUGCAGAUUGUCUAAUGACCUUCCAUGCGUAAUUAACUAUGUCCGCGUCAAAGCCUAUGUCCGGAUGGGACAAGGUGGGCGACCGAUUCUAUCGCAAGGUGCAGCUCUAUACCGCUGUCUUUGACACAGAACUAGAGCUAGAGAAUUAUCUGGUGGCUGGAGCACCAUACAGCGGAGCGCUAGCAUUCCAUAGGAAUGAAAAUAAACUCCAAACCGUCCGGAGUGGAUCGACAGCAAAAGCUGCGAUCGACAUCUACAGCUGUGCAGGCAAGCUUCUUCGCCGCAUAAAUUGGGACAAGGGUGCCAUUAAAGGGCUUGGGUGGUCUGAAGAUGAGAAGCUCAUUGUCGUCACGGAAGACGGUACAGUCCGGGUGUACUACGACUUUCAAGGCGACUUUAUUCCAUUCAACCUUGCGCAUGGUGCGGAUGAACAUGGAGUUAUAUCAUGCAGAUUCUGGUCGACCGGAUUCGUUGCCCUCCUGGGGAACAAUGAAUUUGUCACCGUUUCGAAAUAUGAAGAACCCCGUCCAAAAGUCCUUGCCGCCCAUCCCGAAGGCGAAAUCCACUGCUGGACGUUGAUAGCCCCAGGCGACUCCUUGUCACGCUCAGUAGAAGUCCUCUUCGCAAUCGACCGGACGGUUUUUGUUCUCGAUGCGACAGAGGCAGAAGAUCGAGGGCUCGAUCGUGGCCCGUUUCGACAUCUUGCCGUAUCACCGAAUGGGAAGUUUGUCGCUUUGUAUACCGAUGAUGGCAAGGUUUGGGUCGUUUCAAGCGAUUUUCAGAACCGCUUCAGCGAAUACGAUACGCGAGUGAAGACAUUGCCAAAAGACCUGCAUUGGUGCGGCAAUAACGCCGUGAUAGUUGCGUGGGAGGACGAGGUGCAUCUCAUCGGACCAAACGGGGCAUCAUCGAAGUAUUAUUACGAUAACUGGGUUCAACUGGUUCCUGACAUUGAUGGAAUUCGACUAUUUACCAACGAUGCAUGCGAGUUCAUCCAGAGGGUUCCAGACUCGGUCGAGGAGGUCUUCCGGCUUGGUUCAACAUCACCUGCAUCUGUACUUUUAGAUGCCGUUGAACAGCUGGAGCAAAAGUCACCGAAGGCAGAUGAUGAUAUACAAAUGAUCCGCUCAAACCUUGAUGAAGCCGUUGAUACAUGCGUCAAGGCAGCUGGCCAUGAGUAUGACGUGCACUGGCAGAAGCAGCUCAUGAAAGCUGCGUCCCUCGGCAAAUCGGUUCUCGAUCUGUACAACAGCGAUGAGUUCGUCGAGAUGUGUGAGACGCUGCGAGUUCUAAAUGCCGUGCGGUUCUAUGAAAUUGGAAUUCCGCUUUCAUACGAGCAGUAUCUCCGCUUAACGCCGGAGAGGCUCAUUGAGCGUCUCAUCAAUCGGCAAGAGUAUCUGCUCGCGCUAAAACUCUCAGAUUUUCUGCAUCUUCCAACGGAAAGGAUAUACGUCCAUUGGGCGAGCCAAAAGGUCAAGGUGUCGUUGGAUAGCGACGAUGCAAUUUGCCGAAUCAUCGUUCAGAAGUUGAACGGUAAGAAAGGAAUCUCGUUCGAGGAGAUCGCACAAGCUGCUUACGACGAAGGACGAGCAAAGCUUGCCACGGAGUUGCUAAACUACGAACCUCGAGCGGGAAAGCAGGUGCCACUAUUAUUGAACAUGAAGGAAGAUGUCAUCGCCCUUGACAAAGCGGUAGAAAGCGGCGAUCCCGAUCUGGUCUACUCGGUCUUGCUGCAACUGAAGAAGAAACUGCCCUUGGCAUCCUUCUUCCGAACCAUCAACGGUCGACCAGUCGCGACUGCGCUCGUCCAAGCCUUGGCAGCCGACCAAGACAAAGAGUUGCUGAAAGAUCUUUUCUAUCAAGAUGAUCGACGCGACGAUGGGUGUAAUCUUCUCUUCGACGAAGCGCUGGCGCAGAAAGUCCUCUCGGCACGGCUGGAGAAGCUGAAACUCGCCGCGAAGCUUCUCCAGGACUCCAAAGAGAACACGUUCCAGGCGAAAUGCAUCGAUGAGACCCAACGCUUGCUGAAGAUACAAGAUGCGAUCGAGAAGGAUGCCGGGCCGGGAUUCACGGGCCUUUCGGUCAACGAGACCAUUUUCAAGCUGGUCCGCAUCGGGCAGCUCAAGCGAGCGCAACGCGUGCAGUCCGAGUUCAAGGUCCCGGAGAAGUCCUUCUGGUGGAUCCGGCUGCGAGCGCUGGUGUCGAAACGAGAUUGGAUUGAGCUGGAAGAGAUGGCGAAGGUUAAGCGCAGCCCGAUUAGCUGGGAGCCAUUCUACAACGAAAUCCUCGCCGCCGGCAACACGCGCACAGCGUCCCUAUUCAUCCCGAAGUGCACGGGGUUGACGGUAUCCGACCGGAUCGAAAUGUGGUUGAAAUGCGGUCUCAUAGUUCGGGCGGGGGAAGAGGCGCUCAAAGCGAAGGACCUGGGCGCGCUCCAUGAUCUGAAGAGCAAGGCGGCGGGCAACACAGUCGGCGAACUCGAUCGCAUGAUCGCACAACUUGCCCCGACGAAACGAUGAGCUCUCCUAUUGAGUAUUUCCAAAUUUUGCUGCGUAGUCUCAUAAUGCUGCCCUCUUGGCAAGCCAGUCUGCUAUACAAUGAAC
Molecule: messenger RNA, 2770 nt
Organism: Eremomyces bilateralis CBS 781.70
Lineage: Eukaryota; Fungi; Ascomycota; Dothideomycetes; Eremomycetales; Eremomycetaceae
Product: vacuolar protein-like protein sorting vps16
Exons: 7
Coding region: 206-2686 (826 amino acids)
Biological process (GO): endosomal transport; vacuole fusion, non-autophagic; intracellular protein transport
Cellular component (GO): cytoplasm; HOPS complex; lysosomal membrane
Molecular function (GO): actin binding
Source: RefSeq, a predicted model, not a curated record